UUUUUCACCCACUAGGACCGGGGUGGGUUGGGUGGGGGACAGGUGUCCCCCUGUAAAAUAUAGCGCAAGCUGCAAUCUGCAUCCAGCUGUAACCCAGGAGUAAUAUCAGAGACAAGUGAGAAUGACCACUUUAACUCACCGGAACCGUCGCACUGAAGUAGGCAAGAACUCUGAAAAGAAACUGGAAAAUGAAGAAGACACAGAUCAAGAGAAGAAUGCAGACCUUGCAGACUCCGGAGCCUCUAAGGAUAUCCGUCUCACCCUGAUGGAGGAGGUGCUGCUCCUAGGACUGAAGGAUAAAGAGGGUUACACAUCUUUCUGGAAUGACUGCAUCUCAUCUGGGCUGCGAGGGGGCAUCUUGAUAGAGCUGGCCAUGCGAGGUCGAAUCUGUUUGGAACCUCCCACCAUGCGUAAGAAGAGACUACUGGACAGAAAGGUCCUGGUAAAGACAGACAGCCCAACAGGUGACAUCUUACUGGAUGAAACACUCAGGCACAUUAAAGCAACUGAACCCAAUGAAACUGUCCAAACAUGGAUAGAAUUGCUCACCGGUGAGACCUGGAACCCUUUCAAAUUACAAUACCAGCUGAGGAAUGUACGAGAGCGAAUUGCAAAGAACCUAGUAGAGAAGGGUAUUCUAACUACUGAGAAGCAGAAUUUCCUUCUAUUUGAUAUGACUACUCAUCCCGUAACCAACACAACAGAAAAGCAGCGACUAGUGAAAAAAUUGCAAGAUAGCGUACUAGAACGGUGGGUAAAUGACCCUCAGCGAAUGGACAAGCGAACACUGGCACUUCUGGUGCUAGCCCACUCCUCUGACGUGCUCGAGAAUGUCUUCUCCUCUCUGACAGAUGACAAGUAUGAUGUGGCAAUGAAUCGAGCCAAGGACCUGGUAGAAUUGGACCCUGAAGUGGAGGGGACAAAGCACAGUGCCACAGAGAUGAUCUGGGCUGUGCUGGCAGCCUUCAAUAAGUCCUAGAGCCAGCGGGUGGGUUUCUCCUUUUCCCUGCUGCCUGGUGACUGUCGGAGACCCCAUCGCUGAGUUUUGUGGAAGGAGGUGUUUUUGCAUCACAUUUUUUCCUUCUCUUGAAUCAGAUUUAAUGAUUUGAGGCAAGGACAACAUCAGGGCUUCUUGUGACAGUGACAGUUCUAAGUAGACUUUUGUUUGCCACGUUAUGCUUCCACUCCAGAGGGAAACAUCAGGUAAAGGCGUACACCCACCCAAUAAACAUUUGCUCCCAUCUUGACUUAGUAUCACCCAGUGAAUUUUUGGACAAGCAGGAUUUUCUAGUGGGGUUUAGACUUCUUAGCCACAGAAUAGAAAUGAGAUAAAGGGCAAAUCUUGUAUUCUAUUUUUAAAGUUUGUUUUCUAUCUUGAAUACACGGUGGUUUCAAA
Molecule: messenger RNA, 1396 nt
Organism: Echinops telfairi (small Madagascar hedgehog)
Lineage: Eukaryota; Metazoa; Chordata; Mammalia; Afrosoricida; Tenrecidae
Gene: GOLPH3L
Product: golgi phosphoprotein 3 like
Exons: 5
Coding region: 122-979 (285 amino acids)
Biological process (GO): retrograde vesicle-mediated transport, Golgi to endoplasmic reticulum; Golgi organization; Golgi vesicle budding
Cellular component (GO): Golgi cisterna; trans-Golgi network; cytosol
Molecular function (GO): phosphatidylinositol-4-phosphate binding
Source: RefSeq, a predicted model, not a curated record